This is a messenger RNA of Camelina sativa (false flax), 558 nucleotides long. Its product is annotated as CLAVATA3/ESR (CLE)-related protein 14. The record is from RefSeq and is a predicted model, not a curated record. Lineage: Eukaryota; Viridiplantae; Streptophyta; Magnoliopsida; Brassicales; Brassicaceae.
CAUCGACAUCAACACAAGACUUUUCAAGAAACCAAAAAAACUCUAUAACGGAGAGAAAACUAAAAAUGAAAUUUUGUAGCCAGAGGUUAUCGUUUCUAAUCGUCAUGAUCUUCCUUUUCUCCGGGCUUAUUUCCACUUCCGCCGGCCGCAAGCUCCCGCCUAGCAUGACGGCUACGGAGGAGUUCCAGCGAUUAAGUUUUGACGGCGAAAGAAUGUUAUCGGACGUGAGUACCGCCGAGAAGUAUGAUCGGAUCUACGGAGCUUCGGCCAGAUUAGUUCCCGACGGUCCUAACCCGCUUCACAACAAAUGAUAUAUAUCUAUUUUGUUGUAGUUACAAUUUUGUCGCCAUUAUACUAUAUUCAAAUUGUUUAGGGUUUUAUAUUUUAGAUUUGUUUCCCCCUUGUACCACCAAAUUCUCUUAUUUAAGUUCUUUUAGUUUCUUUAUUUUGUAGAUACAAAUGUAUCAUAGAUAUCAUAUACGUACAGAGACUUCUGUAACUUUUGUCUUUCUUUCAUAUUUAAUUACAUUUAUUUAAUACGAUCUUGAAAUUAAAAUA